AUGGGGCAGAGACGCUACCUAGAGGCUGCGGCGCGGAAACUCCAAGCCAGCUGCCCGAGCCAGGCCCGUUAUCUCCUCUGGACCUACAGUUUGUCAGACGAUACUAAGAACACUUCUGAAGAAACAUGUCCCCACUGUUUCCAGUUGCUGAUGUUGGAUAACUCUAGAGUGCGUCUCAAACCCAAGCUCAAAAUGACACCCCAAAUACAGAGACUUCUUAAUCGAGAAGCAAAAGGUUAUACGCUAACUUUUAAAGAAGCAAAACUCGUGAAAAAGUACAGAGACUCCAGUAGUGUAUUGUUGGUUACUUGUAAAACAUGCAACAGGACAGUGAAACAUUGUGGUAAAAGUAGACGCUUUCUAUCAUCGACAAGCAAUCCUAGCACUCCUCAGUCUUCCCUGAAGACACCCCAGAGAAAGACUCCAAGUUCUGCAAACUCAAACCAUGAGAGGUUCAGUUCCACAGGGAAGAGUCCAUCAUUGAUUUUCAGAACACCUAUGUCUGGACAGUCAACACCCGCGUCUAGACAGUCAACACCCACUUUCUCUUCUUCUUCUUCUUCCAAGAGCAUGAGCAAAAGGAAGAAGCAGGUCUCUCAACUAAAAUUGUUGCUCAGUCAACAGGAAUCCCAGAAAAGUCCAAGGAUGGACUUUAGAAAUUUCUUGUCUUCUCUGUAA
This is a messenger RNA of Elephantulus edwardii (Cape elephant shrew), 678 nucleotides long. RefSeq names its product chromosome unknown open reading frame, human C18orf21 (gene RMP24). The coding region runs from base 1 to 678 and encodes 225 amino acids. The record is from RefSeq and is a predicted model, not a curated record. Lineage: Eukaryota; Metazoa; Chordata; Mammalia; Macroscelidea; Macroscelididae. The transcript is spliced from 5 exons.